Molecule: messenger RNA, 3558 nt
Organism: Closterium sp. Yama58-4
Lineage: Eukaryota; Viridiplantae; Streptophyta; Zygnematophyceae; Desmidiales; Closteriaceae
Source: the annotation of a GenBank genome assembly
AUGGGGGGGAGUAUAACCCCCGUGGGAGCGGAUGAGGUGGACGGGGAGGGAGUGCGGUAUGAGGUGGUGGGAGGUGGGUUCUACGGGAUGGACGGGGAUGAGACGGGGAGUGAGAGCGGUAGGGACACGCCUGGGUCCGCUCGUGCUGGUCUAGACGGGCUUGGCUGUCAGCCAGAACGUGAAUCAGUCAAGCUUAGCAUGGCGGGGGAGGUGGGGAUGGUGCGGUUUGGCGACCUGUUUGAUGCGCGCAUGCCUGUGGACGUGCAGGAGAACGCCACUGAGUUCCUGCUCAGGCAUGUGGUGGCGGGGGAGAAACUCAUGCGGCGAGAGAUAUCCUUCAUCCGCUGCCCCGAGCCGGCAGGCCCCAGGGUGGCAACAGGAGCAGAGCUGCUGAGGGUGACACCAGACGUGCGCCGAUACGCCCAGGAGGUUUCCCGCAUGCGCCAAGCCACUGGCUGGACUCCCCAGCAGGGAGGGAAUUCCAAUUCCAAUUCCCAGGAAGUGGUGAAUUCCCAAGGGUGGGAUUCCCAGGGAUCCGCCAGCAGUAACAGCACGAGGGUGGAGAGCGGUGCAGACCGGUACGGGCACUGGACGGCGCGGCUGCAGCUGUACACUGUGCGGGGGCUGGAGCUGCCGGACUUUGCGGACCGGCGCGUGGCAUGCCGGUACGAGGAGGAGGUGCGGGCGUGCCUGGGGAAGCUACAGCCGUCCGAUGCAGUCCUCGAUCUGAUUCGCCAGGAGGAAGAGGAGGGUGGAGAGGGGGAGGAGCAGAGGGAAGGGGGGGAAGGGAGGGGUGAAGGGGCGGAAGGGGCGGGUGGUGAGGAGAAUGGAAGUGAGGGGAGGGAACAGGAGGAGGGUUCACGGGGGCGGGGAGUGGGGGAGAAGCGGGAUGGCAGCAGCAUCGGGGAGAUUGUUGCACGGAGCACAGCAGUUUAUCUGGAGACGCUCAUCUCAGCCUUCCAUCCGCUCCGCCGGCCGUACGUCCUCAGGCUGACACGUCGGCGCCAGCUGGCAUGCCCGUCACCACCCCCUCUCGCCCUGCGCCCCGAGCGGGGAUCGUUGAGGUGUGAGGAGCAGAUGGGGAUGCGAGGAAUCAAGUACAGGCGGGUGGGAUGGCGAACGCAGGGGGCAGCAAGAAGGGGAACGGAAGGGGGAGACAGGGAGGUAAUGCAGGGUGCACAGGGCGCACAGGGCGCACAGGGGGCUCAGGGCACACAGGGAGCAGAGGGAGCACAGGGCGCACAGGGAACACAGGGAGGACAGCAGCAAGACUCGCUACUAAAGCUGCCCCAGCAGCAGCAGGUGCGGUUUGUUGACCCACCGAGAGCAGCAGGGCAGGGCGUGGCUCUGGACCUGAGAGUGGUCAGUGCGGCAGGCACGGGUGCUCAGGGGACUGACGGAGGCUUGCAGGGAGGGUUCGGGCAGGGAGGGGGUUCACAGGGAAGGGACGGGCAAGGGAUGGGUGGGCAAGGAGGGGGCGGGCAGAAGAGCCAGUACUGGGCGAUGAAGCAGCGGCUGAAGCAGCUGGCGCAGGAGAGGCAGCGGAGGAGAGGCGGCCGUGGGGGGGACAAUGCAGGGGGCGCUCUUGAGGGCUCUGGCAGUGGGGUGUCCAACAGGCAAAGGCUUUUGGCUGCUGAGUCUGCGACUUUGGAAACGUCUCGAAAGCCGGGGGGCGUUAUUGGGGGCUAUGGCAGUGGGGUGCCAAACAGGAGAAGACUUUUGGGUGCUGACCCAGCGCUGACGUGGCGGCAGCUGGCGGAGCUGCAGGAGGAAGAGGCGACUCGGAAGGCAGGGGCGUCAAAGCGGAGAGAUGACCGGCUGUGUGCGCGACUGAGGCUGGCGGAGCUGUAUUGGCUGUCACGAGCGCAGGCGGUGAUUAAUCUGUACCGCAGCACAGCUGCCGACUUCAUCCGCGCCCAGAUGGCCUUCCGCCUCCACCACACUUCCACCUCCUCCUCCUCCACCACUGCCACCACCACUCUUGGGGAGGGCGGGAGCCUGGAUGAUACACGUGCCACCAGCGCUGCCGGUGGCGGUACUCGGAGGGGUGACGAGCUGAGCGUGUGCCAAGCGCCCCCACUGCCGCCUGUCAUCAAGAGCCGUGCAGCGCGGCACAUGAUUGUCGAUGAGCGUCUCAAGGCGGUGUACUGCUACAUCCCCAAGGCAGCCUGCACGAGCUGGAAGCUGUGGUUCCAGCAGCAGCGCGGCCGCACCUCCUCUCAUGACGUGGAGCAUGUACACGAUGCUGACGCCAGUGGCCUGGACGAGCUCUGGCACGCAUUCACAGAGAGCGAGGCCAUUCGUGUGCUGACCCGCCCUGACAUGUUCCGCUUCACCUUUGUGCGCAACCCCUUCUCCCGUGUCGCCUCUGCGUACCUCAACAAGCAUGUCGCCUGGGCUGACCCCAAGGACCGCCUUGACUGGAACAAGAGAUUCUUCGGGUGGAAGGGCGCCAGGCUGCUGCAGAUAGCGCCAGAGGGAGCGGAUUACAACAUGACCUUCGCCACCUUCGUCACUCUCGCCCUCGCCACUGUCAGACAACACCGCGCCGACAUGGAGCCCCACAUCGCACCGCAGGUGGAUGUGUGUGACCUAGAGAGCAUCAAGUACGAUUUUGUGGGGAGAUUCGAGCAGCUAGAGGAAGGGGUGGAGAAUGUGAUGAAUCAUCUGGGGGCUUCGCCCUUGAAAGCCUUUGGGGUGGGCAAGGAGGCUCAUCGUACCGAUGCUGACACACGCCUUCGAGAACUAUACACAAAGCCGUUGUCAAGCGAGCGUUCGCCACCAGAAACUGCCGUUGCGAAGAGGGAUAUUCGUGGUUACCCAAAUCAGCGUCCUGCCGAGGAUCUCUGGUUUAACGAUAUGGAGGGGUUCGAUUAUGAGGGCGAUGCUGGAGUCGAGCAGCAGAAUGCACCUGCUUCUGACUUCCAGUCGUACAACGGUGUAGGAGAACAGCAAGAAGAAGCUGCUGGCGGAUAUGCUCCCCCUGUAGAGGAAAACGGCACCUUUGACGGCGGAGCGAAACUUCCUCCGCCCUCACAGAUGGGGUCCGAGGAGUCGAUUCUGCUAAGGGAGUGGAGGCGGAAGAAGGCCAUUGAGCUUGAAGAGAAGGCUCGUAUUUCAAGAGAGAAGCAUCAACAGGUGCUGGAUGACGCGAAAGCCGAGCUUGAAGCAUUUUACAAGAAGCGCGAGAUGCAAGUCACACAGGCCAAGACGAACAACAGGGAGAAGGAGAAGGCAUAUGUGGACAACCUCUUGAGUCUCAACUCUAAGCAGGGUGGGAACUACUGGGAGAGUGUGUGUGCCUUCACAAACUUUGAUGUAUCCAUCAAGAAGGAGAAGGCGAAGAAGAAGGACGAGCCUACUCGCAUGUCAACUCAGCUUAACGAUGCUAAACCUGGCAAGCACACCGAUCUAGCCCGCAUGCGCCAGGUGUUACUGAAGCUGAAGCACAAUCCUCCCCCAGCCUUUGCAGCUGCUGGCAGUACAGCUGAUGCUCCAGCUGCUGCCGCUACCACAUCUUCCAAGUCGUCGAAGUCCACAAAGGCAGCCAUGAAGUAG